Daktulosphaira vitifoliae (grape phylloxera) is the source of this 5335-nucleotide messenger RNA. RefSeq lists its product as uncharacterized. The coding region runs from base 947 to 4177 and encodes 1076 amino acids. Lineage: Eukaryota; Metazoa; Arthropoda; Insecta; Hemiptera; Phylloxeridae. Gene Ontology annotation, molecular function: cysteine-type peptidase activity. The record is from RefSeq and is a predicted model, not a curated record. Gene Ontology annotation, biological process: proteolysis. The transcript is spliced from 3 exons.
UAUAUGAAAUAUAUAUUUUUAAUUUUUUAUCAUUUUACAAUAUAAUUUUAUUUAUUAUUAAAUUCAAUAAAUUUCUAGGAAUUCAGGUGUAAUUAGGUGAUCCAUAAGAAUGGCCCCCAAAAUAAACUUAAAAAAAUUGGCAGCAGUUUUAAAAAAAUAUAAAUGUGAUCCAUGUUUUUGGAAAAAUAUUAAUAUUGGUGAUGAAGUUAUCUAUGCUGCUGCCAAAGCAUGUUUGAAAAAUACAUCAUCAAUUUCACGCAAAAGAAUUUCUCUUAUUUUAGUGGAAGGAAGAUGCAAUAUUUUAAAUGUUUAUAAUGGAAUCCAGGAGCAAAAAACAAAUUUCAUGGAUCAAGUAAGGUGUAUUUUAUUGAAUCAAAUUGUAAAUGUUACAGAUGUGAAUUCAGACAUUAUUCUAAAAGUUUGUAAGAAAUUAGGUUUUAAUUUUAAUAAAAAGUCCAAGAUUCAGAAAACUUUGAUCAUAGAAAAAGUAAGGUUAAGUAUAUCUAGAAUUAUUAAUGAAUUUAAAACUACUGGAUUGAAAAAUAAUAUUGCAAAUAAUGCAACUGAAAUAAAAGAAUUAAAUAAAAAUGAAUUGGUGGAAAAAUGUGUGAUUGAAAAUUCUAAUAUUCAAGAGCAUGACAAUUUGCUUAAUAAUGAUGAUAAUCUGGAUGUGAUGUCUGUGACAAAUAUGAGUCAUGAUGAAUUUAUUGAUACUAAUAUGGAAGAAAUAAACUGUUGUAUUGAAAGUAACUUAAGUAUUAAACUUUUGCAAAAUAAUGCCGUGAUUGAUGAUUCAUCUAAAAAUGUUAUGAAUAAUGAAGAGUAUUAUGUAUUAAAUACACCAGACUAUGAAUAUGUUGAUGAAAAUUGUAUUCGAGUUGUUGAGGAACCUGAAAUUACCGUAAUACCUUCAUCUGAGAAAAUACUAACCUAAUCGCAUACAACAAUGAGUAAUGCAUUUAUUACACCUCCUAAAAAAAUAUUUAACAUGGACAGUUGUCCAACAAGCCAAUUGUGGAAUAACGAGAAAUGCAUUGCAGCAUCAAAUAUCAAUACUAAAGACUUUUUUGUCACACCUUCAAGAAAGAAUAUAUUAAGCAAGGACAGAUGUCAAAAAAGGUUAUUUUGCGAUGAUGAGGCUAUUAGCCGUCCGGAAAUGAUAAGUUUGCUGAGAAAUAAAGGUGAACUAAGAGGACUAGAUAUAAGUCCAGUCAAAAGUCCUUUGAAAAGAUUAAGGGAAAGAAAUUUGAACAUAUGUCAAGAAUUUGGUCUCCCCAAAGGUACAAUAAAUGUAUCGCCCAAGUCUUUAAGAAGUAAAUAUGAAGCGUGCAAUUUUAAAGAAGGAGUUUUUUUCAUACCACCAGAAGAAUGGAAACAAAUUUAUAAAAAUGGUAAACUAGAUAUCAAAACCUAUCCAAUGGUAUUUAGGAAGUACUUGGAAUCUAUUAACAAUACUUGUAUAUUGUACGUUAAGAAAAAGUUCAAUGCCAAUAAGAAAGGUGAAAUAAAGAUUAAUGUAUAUUGUAAGAUGCCAGAUUGUAAAGUAAUGAGGCUUUUUGUGACGCCUAGUAAUGGUGGUGUAGAAGUUGUUGUAUGGAGUUCUAGUCGAAAUUUCAGUCACUCUCCAAAGGAUCGCAUGACUUGUCAGAUAAGAGGACACGAAAGGAAAAUUAUAGGUGAUAAAUUAAAAAAUACAACUGCAUUUAAAUAUCAAGAUGAAUGUAUUUUGUCUGCAUCGCCCACUAAAGUUUUACGAAGUGGAAACAUGCAGUCUGUCAAAACAUUAACGACACUACGUAAAUUGAGUAGUGAACAACAAUUAAAGACAGAUUAUGAUAAACAUGAUUCAUUUGAUGGAGUCCUUAUGGCGCAGGAAGAAAAAAAUAAAUGGUUAAAUAUGAUUGUUAAUCCUUAUCCAUUUAAUGUGAAAUGGACCUCUGAUUAUCAUUUGUUGAUUUUACAAAAAUUGAGUAAAAGUGGAAAAUUUAAAACGCUUCAUAUAGAUGCUACAGGAUCUUUGGUUAGGCCACCUAAUGAAAAAAAAGAAACCAUUUAUUAUUAUGCUGCAAUUGUGCAGAUAGACAAAAUUGAAAAUAUUUAUCCAGUAACAGAAAUGAUAAGCAGUACACAUGAUAGGCUAACUAUUGAAAGUUGGCUGACUUCAUUCAAAGAAAAGUUUAUAAAUGAAGUUGGUCUUUCAUGGCCCCCUUUCAAGAAUGUUGUUACAGACUUCAGUUGGGCUUUCAUGCAUGGAAUAUCCAAAGCGUGGAAUAACAAAAAUAAUAUUUUUGAAUACCUUGAUUUGUGUCAUCAAGUUUUAACAAAAAAAAAUGUAAAAUUUCCAGACAAUGAUGUUGUAGUAAGUACAUGCAGCAACCAUUACAUAAAAAAUGUUAUAAAGCAUGCAAAAACAAUUUUUGAUGAUGAAAGCAAGGCAUAUUAUGUAUCAAAAUGUGUUGGGCUCGUAUUUGAUAUGGAUAAUUAUGAAGAGAUAAAAAAUUGGUUCAGACUAUUAAGCAGAAUACUUCUUUCCAAAAAUGUAACACCUUUAUGUAAUAGUGCUAGGGCAGAAAUGAAUUUUCUUUUUAAAGGCAAUAAAGUAUUAAAAUUGGAAGAAAUGGACCUAAAAGAUCAUGUAGUGAACCCUCUAAAUGAAAAACCAUAUUAUGCUGAGUGUAAGAAAUCUGCUUUCUAUUAUGAUUUCAAAGAAAUAUUAGAUGCUGUUUACAUAGAAAUAUCCAAUACGGUUGAUGACCAGGGAAAAAAUGACAUGUAUUCUGAGACAUAUUUGUUACAUUUUCUCAUUGAGAAUAUACCCUACAUUCCACUAUGGAGUAGAGUGAUAACAGCAAAAAUUGGCUUGGAAAAACGUCAGAGCAACGCAACUGCAGAAAGUUGGUUUAAUAUCAUUAAAAAUCAUGUUCUAGGUAACCAAAGAAAAAUGAAAUGUGGAAGGUUUAUAGAAAAAACCAGUGCACGGGUAACUGCUAUUUGGAGCCGUUGUGGAUUGAUAAUUCCUAAAAAUGUGCUUGCAAUCAGACCUAAAAAUAAUGCUAAUAAUGAUGAUGAGUUGCACCUGAAUGAUAAAGAAUUCUGGCUUAAAAAAGGUAAAAAACCUUCUAAUCUUGUUAACUUGGGAACUAUUUUAAGACCACAAAAAAGUAUGAAUACAUUCAAAAAUACUAAAAGUAUAAGUGAAAGUGAUAAAACAAAUGAAGUGUUGAAUCGAAAGUUUGUUUCUGAGGUAAGUGUGCAAAAAGAUAUUGAACCUUCAGAGGACAUUGGUAAUGCUCAUUAUAGUAAUACGGAAAUUUUAAAUGUUGAUUGUAUAAACGAAAAACUUGAUUUAGUUGAAAAAUAUAAAAAUGAUGACACUAAUAAAGAUUCUUCUGUUAUAUCCUGUGGUCAUACCGUAGUAUGGGAGUCACCUGGAGAUGAAUCACUAGUUGGGAAGUAUAAGAUGUACCGUACAAGUAAUUUAAUUAAAGAUGGAUUAUAUUAUAUGCAUGGUUAUCCAGGGUGUAAAAAUUACAUAGUUGCCAGAAUGUCUUUUGGAAAUGAGAAGGUUGAAAUAUCUUCUGAAGACUUCAAACAUUUAGAUACUAAGGGCGAAAAUAAUGAACUUUGGUUAGAAAAUAAAGAAAUUUGGUGUUUGUUACAGAUUUGUCUAAAAAGAAGUGAACGAACUUGGGUCAAACAAAAACAACAGAUGCUGGGAUGUAUGAGUCCAGAUAUAUCGUACUAUAUGAUCAAUUUGGGAAAAAGAAUUGAACCUCCGAAUGAAAAUGGUAAAAUUGAAGGUAUGGGUUGGAUUGAAUUUUCUAGAGUACUUAUUCCUUUAUUAGAAAAUAAUAGCCAUUGGACACUGAUGUUAGUAGAUUUUACUAAAAAAAAAGUAAGUUAUUUAAAUUCUUCUAGAUUAGGUCAUGAAGACUUAUCACAUAAAAUUAAUAUGAAAGUUAAAGUUUUAAAUAGUUUGAAAAAAACGCUAAUGAGUUGGAAUAGAGUACAAGUAAUUGGUAAUAUUACAGAGUGGGAGAUAAAUGAUGUGACUAUAUCCUAUCAAAAUGAUAGUUUUAAUUGUGGCGUUUUUAUGUUAUAUUUUGCAAAUCAAUUGAUGACAAAUAAAAUAAUUAUGAACAAAUUCGAUCCAAAUGAUUACAGAAAGAAAUUAUAAAAUUUGAUUUUGAGUAAUUCGGAGUGUAUGAAAAACAGUUGUCUAAUCUGUGGUGUUGAUGAAGGUAGUUUUAACGAGAAAAGCAAAAAGAUUGACAAAAGAAGUGGAGAAAUGGUACAAUGUGAGUCUUGUACUCGAUGGUUACAUAUCAAUUGUUUACCGAAAAAAGAUCCAUUGCCUGACAAUGAUAUCAAGUGGAUCUGUGGACUUUGUUCUGCAAAUAGUAUUUAAUUAUAUUGUCACAGAAUUUCUGAUUGGGAAAGAAAUCUGUGUGUGUUAGUUGUUAACUUAUUAGUGCUACAAUUUAAUCUUAUAAUUAUUUUUCGUUUUCAUCUUCACUAAAUUCCAUCGACUCAUUAAACAUCUGAUCUUUUAUGAUAGUAUAUACUAUUCCAAGACUAGUGUUAGAAAUGACUGUGUGGUGCUAUUUAAUGGUUGCUGUACAUUUCUAUUUUUUAAGUUUUGACUCUUUAGUGAAAAUUUGACAUAAAAAAAAGCAACUUAAAAUUUAAAAUGCUCAUUCGGCGAAUUUUAUAAAAUACACCCCCUUUCCAUAUAAACAUUAGUUAGACGGGCCACUGGAAAGCACUAAUUUGUUAAUAAUGAACAUGAUGUAGACUGCCCAAUAGUGAGUCUACAUUAUAUAGUGGAGUUUCUGAUCAGAAAAGAAAUCCACGCUAAAAUCUUUAGGGAAAGACGUCCUUAUUAGAUACUCGUUAUCUGAUGGGGUAACUCUGCCAAAGCUGGUCCCAAGCCCAGCCGAGAAAAGAGAAGGGAACCAUCAGAUAUAUUUUCAUAUUGUAUUUAAAUAAAUAGUUUUUACUUAAAUUAAUAAUAUUACAUUUAUAAGUUCAAUAAAUGAUUAAUAUUUUAUUAUAGAAUUAUGAAUUUUAUCUAAAUAUUAAAUAAAUUAUUAAGUUUAAAAUUAACUUAUACAAUAAACAAACUAAUUUUUUUGUAUUGAUUUAGUAAACAUGUUUGUAAAAUUUUCUAUUAGAAAAACUUAAUUUCGCAGGGUACAAGUGAUGGGUUUAUUGCCCCCUAUAAUGAUUUCUACAUCAUAUAUUAAUACAUGCCAAUGUGUAUUUGUACAUAUCGGUUUAUAGGAUUUCAAUAUUUCUGAAAUAUUGAUAGUUUCUUUGGGAGAGGGUUAUUGCA